GGGCACCUGGGGCGCGGGCGGCGGGAGUGUGGGUUCGGGCGGAGCGAAGGCCGCGGGUGGCCGUGGUCGGUCCUCCGCGGCCGAGGAGCCGAGGGCUCUGACGCGGGCUGCACCCGGUGAGCGGCGGGCAGCGCUAAUUUUGGCUGACUGAACGAGCUGUGGAGCGGCCCGGCGCGGAGGACUGCGAGCUUCACCGAGAGGCUACUUCGCCCUCGGCCGCAGUCACUGGCUCCAGCCCGGACCAUGGCGUCCUCGGCUCGCCUGGUCACCAUCAAGCGGAGCGGCGACGACGGCGCCCAUUUCCCGCUGAGCCUCAACUCCUGCCUGUUUGGAAGGAGUAUUGAAUGUGACAUUCGUAUCCAGCUGCCUGUAGUGUCAAAAAAACAUUGCAAAAUUGAAGUCAAAGAGCAAGAGGCAAUAUUAUAUAAUUUCAGUUCCACCAAUCCAACACAAGUAAAUGGGGCUGUGAUAGAUGAGCCUGUGCAGCUGAGACAUGGAGACAUAAUAACAAUCAUUGAUCGAUCCUUUAGGUAUGAAAGUGGAUGUCAUGAGAAUGGAAGCAGGUCCACAGAAGUUCCACGGAAGUCACUUGGAAAGGAACCAGCGCGGCGAGCCUCAAGAAAUAGCUUCUGUGCUGACCCUGAUGUGAAAGGUCAAGAUACCAAAGCUUCAAAAAUGACUUCUUCAAGAUCUUUUGUACAUGCCAAGGGCCUCUUUUCAGAUAGUCCUGCUUCAGGUGGCUCAAAGGACAGUGUUUCCCAAGAUUCAUCGGGGCAUGUAGAACAGCACAAUCGCAGAAACAUAGAAGAGCCCACUUCUGGGGAUCUCUUUAAGGAGUCCAGGGCUACAGGGAGCAAUUACAGGGAACUGAAAUCUUCUCCUGCACAGAGCCUUAGCAAUAGCAACAAAAAGGAAUCUCCCUUUGAGAAACUUUAUCAGUCGAUGAAGGAAGAGUUGAAUGUAAAGUCACAGAAAUCUUGUAGAAAAUCAGAACCCCCAUCUGACCGUGCAGCAAAAGAAUCAUGGGAGACACAGCUAUCGGUGUCAUGCAAGGCAAGACCAAAGUCCAGUGGGAACACCCCUGUUAUAGCAACCUCUUCACCCAAAGUAGGAAAGAUCUGGACCGAGAGACGGAGCGGUGGUAAGGGGCCUGUUCAGACUUCCACAGAGACAGCUAAAAUGAAGACCCCUGUGCAGAAUUCACAGCAACUUAAGGAUGAAGACUUUCAUGUUACUGGCAGAAGAAAUUCUGUGAAUCUGGAUGAAGGUGAAGGUGCCGAGGCAGUUCAUAAAAUAGUGACCCCUGGUAAACUGGUAGCUAGAAACCAAGCUGUGGUGAAGGUUGGAGAUGUUGCCAGCCCUGCUGAUACACCAGAAAAUUCCUCUUCCAAAAAGAGAAGAAGUAUUCCUGCAAAGGUUCCAUCUGCAGAGACACAAAAGCAGCUUUCUUUAACUCAACGCCUUGCUCCAGGUGAAAAGAAAAGUCCCAAGAAUUCCUUCAGCAAGCCUGAGAAACUGGCCACAGCAGCCGACCAGACUUGCUCUGGCCUACCUGGUCUUAGUGCCGUUGAUAUCAGCAACUUUGGUGUUUCCAUUAGCGAGAGCGAGGGGGUGCCUUUGAAGAGAAGACGUGUAUCCUUUGGUGGUCAUCUAAAACCUGAAUUAUUUGAUGAAAACUUGCCUCCGAAUACACCACUCAAAAAAGGAGAAACACCAGCCAAGAGGAAGUCUCUUGGCUCUCACAGUCCAGCUGUCCUGAAGAAAAUCAUCAAGGAAAAGCCUCAGUCUCCAGGGAAACAAGAGUCUCCUGGAGAAACUCCACCGAGGACAAAUGAUCAAAGACGCAGAUCAGGCAGGACUUCACUUGCUUCCAGUGGAAACAAAUUCUUAUGUGAGACAGACAUUCCCAAGAAAGCAGGCAGGAAGAGUGGCAGCCUGCCCCCGAAGAGAGCAUCCAUCAGCCGGAGUCAGCAUGGCAUUCUACAGAUGAUUUGUUCCAAAAGGAGGAGUGGUGCUUCUGAAGCCAACCUGAUUGUUGCAAAAUCAUGGGCAGACGUUGUAAAACUUGGCGUGAAACAAACACAAAUGAAAGUUGUGAAACAAGUCCCUCAAAAGCAGGCGAGCAAAAGACAAAGAAGACCCAGUACUCCAAAGAAACCCACAAGCAGCCUUCACAAUCAAUUUAGUACAGGCCAUGCAAACUCGCCCUGUACCAUUGUAGUAGGGAGAGCACAGAUUGAAAAAGUAAGCGUGCCUGCCCGACCCUACAAAAUGCUGAACAACUUGAUGCUAAACCGAAAAGUAGACUUCAGUGAAGAUCUGUCAGGACUAACUGAAAUGUUCAAGACUCCAGUGAAGGAGAAGCAGCAGCAGAUGAGUGACAAGAGCUCCGUUCUUUCCAAUUCAGAGAAUUUGUCUGAAAAACAGUUGCAAGUAACUAAUUCAGGAGACACGCCCCUGACCACCACCUCAGAGAUUUUGGGAGAGAAAGUGUUCUCCAGUACUCAGAAUGCAGCAAAGCAGCAAUCUGAUAGAUACUCUGCAAGUCCUUCCUUAAGACGGAGAAGCAUCAGACAUGAAAACACAGUGCAAACUCCUAACAUUACUCACCUUGAGAAAAAGACUCCAGUCUCUAAGACAGAGCCUCUGAAGACUGCAUCUAGGAAAUCUAGAGAGCUCAUACAUACCCUUGUAGAAAGUGUGAAUGAAAAAACAGAAGCAGCCCUUGCUGAGAGCAUCACAGGAAGACAUUUAAAGAAGACAUUUCGAGGACAAGAAGUGGAUCAACAGGCGCAGGACAGUGAAAACUCUUCACAAAGAUGCAAGGAAAAUGGUGAAUUAAGUGAAGGUACAGAAAAAACAUCAGCUAGAAGAUCAAGUGCCAGAAAGCAGAAGUCAAGAAAAGAUUUAACAGGAAGUCAGAUGGUCACCCAAACAGCAGACUGUGCUGAGGAACUACUUAGUCAAGAACAAGGAACCAUACAAAACCUGGAAGAAUCCAUGCACAUGCAAAAUACAUCAGCAAGUGAUGAUCAAGGAAUUACAAAACAGAAAGUGGACACAGUGGUAUAUGCAACCAAAGAGACGCGCUGGCCAAAGACCCCUAGCAAAAUGACACAACCUCUAGAAGGCCCAGCUUGUUUAAAGGAACACUUUGGAACACCAAACCACAAAGAUGAACCCAUAGGUGAUGAUAAAAUUGAAGUCCCUUAUAAAUCCCCACAACCUAUAGCAGAGAACAUCAAGUCAAGUACAAAGCUACGGACCAGCACAUCUGGGAAAAAAGUAGACAUGAAGGAAGGACUCUCUGCCCUAACAAAGCUUAUACAUAUGUCAGAGGAAACCAGGCAUACUGCCAGAGUAGAAUGUGAGCAUGGGGAUAUCAAAGCUUUGAAAAAAUCUGAAAGAGAAAUGCUGGCCCCAACAGUAACUAGAAGCAAGAGGCCUUUAGCAAAAGCUAAGGAAAAGACUCAGCCUCUGGAAGACCUGACUGGUUUCCGGGAACUCUUUCUAUCACCAGUACCUGGUGACAAAAUCACAAAAAUGUCCAGCAAAUCUCCAUAUACCAAACCAGUCAGAACCCCAGCAAGCACAAAGAGACUGUCCAAGACAGCUCUCAGGGAGGUGGAUGUGAGAGAAGAGCCUUCAACACUUGGGAAAAGAACAAAGUCACCAGGCAGAGCUGCAAGCACAGCAGAGCCAGUGCAGGAAGAAAAUGACACCACAGCCUUCAUGGAAACUCCAAAGCAGAAACUGGAUUUCACAGCAAAUUCAACAGGACAUAAGAGAAGGUCACGGACAGCUAAGAUCAGAGCUCAGGCCAUAGAAGACCUUGAUGGCCUCCAAGAACUCUUCAAAACACCAGCUGGUGCCAGUGACCCUGUGACUGUUGAGGAAAGUGCAACGAUAUCUUUGGAAUCUUCACAAGCAGAACCAGUCAGAACCCCGGCAAGCACAAAGAGACUGUCCAAGGCAGCUCUCAGGGAGGUGGAUGUGAGAGAAGAGCCUUCAACACUUGGGAAAAGAACAAAGUCACCAGGCAGAGCUGCAGUCACAGUAGAGCCAGUGCCGGAAGAGCACGACACCACAGCCUUCGUGAAAACUCCAAAGCAGAAACUGGAUUUUUCAAGGAAUUCAGCAGGGAGUAAGAGAAGGUCAUGGACACCUAAGAACAGGACUCAGCCCCUAGAAGACCUGGAUGGCUCCCAAGAACUCUUCCAAACACCAGCUGGUGCCAGUGACCCUGUGACUGUUGAGGAAAGUGCAACGAUGUCUUUGGAAUCUUCACAAGCAGAACCAGUCAGAACCCCGGCAAACACAAAAAGACUGUCCAAGACAGCUCUCAGGGAGGUGGAUGUGAGAGAAGAGCCUUCAACACUUGGGAAAAGAACAAAGUCACCAGGCAGAGCUGCAGGCACAGCAGAGCCAGUGCAGGAAGAACAUGACACCACAGCCUUCAUGGAAACUCCAAAGCAGAAACUGGAUUUCACAGCAAAUUCAACAGGACAUAAGAGAAGGUCACAGGCACCUAAGAUCAGAGCUCAGCCCCUAGAAGACCUUGAUGGCCUCCAAGAACUCUUCCAAACACCAGCUGGUGCCAGUGACCCUGUGACUGUUGAGGAAAGUGCAACGAUAUCUUUGGAAUCUUCACAAGCAGAACCAGUCAGAACCCCGGCAAACACAAAGAGACUGUCCAAGUCAGCUCUCAGGGAGGUGGAUGUGAGAGAAGAGCCUACAACACUUGGGAAAAGAACAAAGUCACCAGGCAGAGCCAGAGACACACCAGCACAAGUUCAGGAAGAAAAUGACACCACAGCCUACAUGGAAACUCCAAAGCAGAAACUUGAGUUUGCAGGACAUUUAACAGGAUUUAGGAAACAGUCCAGAACACCUAAAGCAAAGGCCCGAUAUCUAGAAGACAGCACUGGUUUCCAGGAACUUUCCCAAACACCAGACCAUGCCAAUGGCCCAUUAGCAGUUGACAAAUCCAAAAAAAUGUCUUUUAAUUCUCCACAACCAGAAAGUGCCGUAACCCUUAAGAGAAUAGAGAGACAAUCCAGGGCAAGUAUGAGUGAAAUGGAUGUUAAAGAACUUUUAGAAUCAGAGGAAUACCUACAAUUAGGAGACGGCAUAGACACACUUCAAUUACCCAAUAACAACAAAGUCAUUACAUCAUCUAGGAAACCUGCAAAGCGUAAAUUGGAGCCAACAGCUAGUAUGCCUGGCAGUAAGAGGAUGCGAUGUUCCUCAAAGGGUAACACACCAUGCUUGGAAGACCUGAGUGACUUCCAACAGCUCUUCCAAACACCAGGCUGUGCUAAGGACUCUUCAACGACUGAAACCUCAAUGCUUACUGGAUUACCACAAUCAGGACCAGUUAGAACCCAAAUCAACAGAAAGAGUCUGCCCAAGGUCAGCCUGAGGAAAGUGGAUGUGACAGAAGAACUUUCAGUUCUCCGGAAGCAGUCACUGAGCAGAGCCCCCACAGCAGCAGUGCAGGAGGAUAAUGGCAUCAAAGCUAUUAUGGAGACUUCAAAGGAAACACUGAAGACUACAGCAGAUGUAACCAGACUUACCAGACAGUCAGGAACACCUAAGGAAAAAGUCCAAACUCUGGAAGAUCAUGGUGGCUUCCAAGAACUCUUCCAAACACCAUUAUACAGCUCUGAUCCAUUAGUUGGUAACAAAAGAACAAGAAUGUCCUUGAAAUCUGUACAACCAGGAUUUGUUAAAACCCCACAAACCUCAAAGAGACCAGCUAAGACAAGUGUUGGGAGCAUUGCUGUGAGAGAAAUGCUCUCUCCAGUGCAUAUGCCACAGAGGGCUACACGGGAGGUUUUACACAUACCCAUAGGGCCAGAAGAAGAUGACAAAGGAAACAAAGGUGUGAAGGAAUCCACACCUCAGACACUGGGCUCAUCAAGUCGAAUUGUCAGCAAGAAGCAGCGAGGGAUACGUGAGGAAAGGUCUCAGUUCUCAGGAGACUUACUUUAUCUCCAAGAGCUCUUUCAAACACCAGCCAAUGGCAAAGACCCAGUGACUGUUGGGGAAACUACAAAAAUAGCUUUGCAAUCAACAAAACCAGGACAUAUCGAAACCCCAGCAAGCACAAAGAAACUGUCCAAGCCGAGUCUCACGAAAAUGGAUGUGAGAGAACUUCCUAUACUUGAGAAACAAACACAAUCACGAGGCAGAGCCAAAUGCACACCAGCACCAAUGCAGGAAGAUGACACCACUGCUAUGGAAACUCCAAAGCAGAAACUGGAUUUCACAGCAAGUUCAAUGAAACAUAAGAGAAGGUCACAGACACCUAAGAAUAGGACUCAGCCCCUAGAAGAUCUGGAUGGCUUCCAAGAACUCUUCCAAACGCCAGCUGGUGCCAGUGGACCUGUGAGUACUGAGGAAAGUGCAACGAUAUCUUUGGAAUCUUCACAAGCAGAACCAGCCAGAACCCCGGCAAACACAAAGAGACUGUCCAAGGCAGCUCUCAAGGAGGUGGAUGUGAGAGAAGAGCCUUCAACACUUGGGAAAAGAACAAAGUCACCAGGCAGAGUUGCAGGCACAGCAGAGCCAGUGCAGGAAGAACAUGACACCACAGCCUUCAUGGAAACUCCAAAGCAGAAACUGGAUUUCACAGCAAAUUCAACAGGACAUAAGAGAAGGUCACGGACAGCUAAGAUCAGAGCUCAGCCCCUAGAAGACCUUGAUGGCCUCCAAGAACUCUUCCAAACACCAGCUGGUGCCAGUAGACCCGUGACUAUUGAAGAAAGUGCAACGAUGUCUUUGGAAUCUUCACAAGCAGAACCAGUCAGAAUCCCGGCAAGCACAAAGAGACUGUCCAAGGCAGCUCUCAGGGAGGUGGAUGUGAGAAAAGAGCCUUCAACACCUGGGAAAAGAACAAAGUCACCAGGCAGAGCCACAGGCACAGCAGAGCCAGUGCAGGAAGAACAUGACACCACAGCCUUCAUGGAAACUCCAAAGCAGAAACUGGAUUUUGCAAGGAAUUCAGCAAGGAGUAAAAGAAGGUCACGGACACCUAAGAACAGGACUCAGCUCCUAGAAGACCUGGAUGGCCUCCAAGAACUCUUCCAAACACCAGCUGGUGCCAGUGACCCUGUGACUGUUGAGGAAAGUGCAACAAUGUCUUUGGAAUCUUCACAAGCAGAACCAGUCAGAACCCUGGCAAGUACAAAAAGACUGUCCAAGACAGCUCUCAGAGAGGUGGAUGUGAGAGAAGAGCCUUCAACACUUGGGAAAAGAACAAACUCACCAGGCAGAGCUGCAGUCACAGCAAAGCCAGUGCAGGAAGAAAAUGACACCACAGCUUUCAUGGAAACUCCUAAGCAGAAACUGGAUUUCACAGCAAAUUCAACAGGACAUAAGAGAAGGUCACGGACAGCUAAGAUCAGAGCUCAGCCCCUAGAAGACCUUGAUGGCCUCCAAGAACUCUUCCAAACACCAGCUGGUGCCAGUAGACCCGUGACUAUUGAAGAAAGUGCAACGAUGUCUUUGGAAUCUUCACAAGCAGAACCAGUCAGAACCCCGGCAAGCACAAAGAGACUGUCCAAGGCAGCUCUCAGGGAGGUGGAUGUGAGAGAAGAGCCUUCAACACCUGGGAAAAGAACAAAGUCACCAGGCAGAGCCACAGGCACAGCAGAGCCAGUGCAGGAAGAACAUGACACCACAGCCUUCAUGGAAACUCCAAAGCAGAAACUGGAUUUUGCAAGGAAUUCAGCAAGGAGUAAAAGAAGGUCACGGACACCUAAGAACAGGACUCUGCUCCUAGAAGACCUGGAUGGCCUCCAAGAACUCUUCCAAACACCAGCUGGUGCCAGUGACCCUGUGACGGUUGAGGAAAGUGCAACGAUAUCUUUGGAAUCUUCACAAACAGAACCAGUCAGAACCCUGGCAAGCACAAAAAGACUGUCCAAGACAGCUCUCAGAGAGGUAGAUGUGAGAGAAGAGCCUUCAACACUUGGGAAAAGAACAAAGUCACCAGGCAGAGCCACAGGCACAGCAAAGCCAGUGCAGGAAGAAAAUGACACCACAGCUUUCAUGGAAACUCCUAAGCAGAAACUGGAUUUCACAGCAAAUUCAAUAGGACAUAAGAGGAGAAGGUCACGGACAGCUAAGAUCAGAGCUCAGCCCCUAGAAAACCUGGAUGGCUUCCAAGAACUCUUCCAAACACCAGCUGGUGCCAGUGACCCUGUGACUGUUGAGGAAAGUGCAACGAUGUCUUUGGAAUCUUCACAAGCAGAACCAGUCAGAACCCCGGCAAGCACAAAGAGACUGUCCAAGGCACCUCUCAGAGAGGUGGAUGUGAGAGAAGAGCCUUCAACACCUGGGAAAAGAACAAAGUCACCAGGCAAAGCUGCAGGCACAGCAGAGCCAGUGCAGGAAGAACAUGACACCAUAGCCUUCAUGGAAACUCCAAAGCAGAAACUGGAUUUUGCAAGGAUUUCAGCAAGGAGUAAAAGAAGGUCACGGACACCUAAGAACAGGACUCAGCCCCUAGAAGACCUGGAUGGCCUCCAAGAACUCUUCCAAACACCAGCUGGUGCCAGUGACCCUGUGACGGUUGAGCAAAGUGCAACGAUGUCUUUGGAAUCUUCACAAGCAGAACCAGUCAGAACCCUGGCAAGCACAAAAAGACUAUCCAAGACAGCUCUCAGGGAGGUAGAUAUGAGAGGAACACACUCUCCACUGAGUAAGCCAAGGUGUGCAUCACAGAAAGUCACACCCACACUGCCAGCCGAUCAUGGCAGAGAGACCAAAAAUGUGAAGGUAUUUUUAGCUCAGACGUUGGACUCAGCAGUACAUGUUACUCGUGGCAAGAGGCAGCAAGGGUCGUAUAAGAAAAGGUCCCAGUCUCCAGAAAGCCUAUUUGGUCUUCAGGAACUCCUCCAAACAUCAGGCCAUUACAAGGAUUCAGUGACACUGAACAAUCCUGCAAAACUGCCCGGCAGAGCUCCAUCACCAGAGCCAAUAGACAUUUCAGUAACCUCACAGAGACAGCUCAGAAGUGGUUUGAGGAAAGUUCAUGUAAAAAAUGAACUUUCAGGAGGCAUAAUGCAUCCACAAAUGUCAGGGGAAAUUGUGGACUUAUCUAGAGAACCAGAAGGUGAAGACAAAGUCAUUAAAACAAGGAAGCAGUCUGUAAAGCGAAAAUUGGACAUAGCAGUCAAUAUGCCUGGCAGUAAGCGGCAAAGAAUUACAAGAGCAGAAAAGACCCUGGAGGAUCUGCCUGGCUCCCAAGAGGUCUACCAAGCUCCAAGCUUGGUAAUGGACUCAGUUAUUGUUGACAAAACCACAGAGAUGCUCAGCAAAUCUCCAGAGCCUGUGGAUACAACCUCAGAGACACAGCCAAGAAGCAGACUCAGGAGACUGGGUGUGACUGAAGAGCCCAUACCACAAAGUAAGACAACAAGAGUGUUACGGCAAACCAGAAAAACACACAAAGAACCUGUGGGUGAGAGUAAAAAUAUCAAAGAGUUUAAGGAAUCUUUAGCACAGAAACAAACCCCAGCCAUAAGUUUAACUGUCAGGAGGAACCAACCAAGGACAGGUAAGAAGACCCAAUCCUUGAGAGAACUGACCAGUUUCCAAGAGGAAACUGCCACAAGAAUGUCUUCCAAAUCUCCACCACCAGAAGAGAAGCAACCCUUAUCAGGCUUAAAUAGGCAGCUCAGACUACAAGUAGUCAAAGUGGGCGUAAAAGAAGAGCCCAUAGCACAGAGAAAGCAACCCUCCAGGGAAACCAGGAACACACUCACAGAGCCUGUGGGUGAUAGUAUAAAUGUUGAAGAGCUUAAAAAGCCUACAAAGCAGAAAAUUGACCCAGUAGCAAGUGUACCUGUCAGCAAGAGGCCACGGAGGGUACCCAAGGAGGAGGCACAGACCCUAGAAUUGGCUGGUCUGAAAGGACUAAUCCAAACCCUAGACCACACUGAAGAAUCAGCAAAUGAUAAAGGGCCAACACAGAUGGCCUGUAAUUCUCUACAACCAGAGCAAGUUGACAGCCUCCAAACCUCACCAAGACGGCCCAGGACAAGACAUAGGAAAGUAGAGGCAGAUGAAAAGCCUUCAGCAGUAAUUAAGACAGUGCCAACAUCAAGGCAAACUAUGCGAUCCCAUAAGGUCCCUGAAAUUGAUGACAGUGGUACUCAAGCUUCAAAGGCCUCCAUAAAGCAGACAUUAGAUGCAGUAGCCAAAGUAACUGGCAGCAGGCGGCAGCUAAGGACACAUAAGGAUGGGGUUCAACCUCCUGAAGACCUGGGUGACUCCAAAGAAAUAACCCAAGUCUCCAAUUACUCUGAGAAACUAACACAUGACACUAGUAUCCUUAAGAGCACUCUACAGCAAAAGGCAGACCCAGUAAAACCUCUGAGAACAUGCAGAAGAGUACUGAGAGCCUCUAAAGAGGACCCCAAGGAAGUGUUGGUGGAUACCAGAGAUGCUGCAGCAUUACAAAGCAAAAGCAACCCUUUCCUGUCCCCCAAGAGGGAGUCUGCAAGAGAUGGAAGCAUUUUGAGAACCAGGGCUUUGCGCUCUGUAGCACCAAAGCAGGAAGCAACAGAUGAGAAGCCUGUACCCAAGAAACAAAGGGCUGCUUCCAGCAAGAGGCAUGUAUCACCUGAGCCUGCGAAGACGAAACACAUGAAAUUUGUGUCAAACAAACUUGAAUCUGUCGAAGAGCAGGUUAGCACCAUUAUGAAAACAGAAGAAAUGGGAGCCAAAAGAGAAAACCCUGUCACUCCAGAGCAGAAAACACCCCAGAGCUCUAGGUACCGAAAGAAAACCAACGAAAAACAGCCAAGAUCCAAGUUUAAUGCAUCUGCAGAGAAAGUUGGGAUAGAGAAAAAUGAGAAGACUAUGAAGACUGCCUCCCAGGAGACAGAGCCGCAGAAUCCAAAUGACGGAGCCAAGAAGUCUGUAUCUCAGAGCAACGUCAGUGGGAAAAGAACGUGCUUGAGGUCUAGAGGACAGACUGAGACUCCCCAGCCUCGUGAAGCAGAAGAGAAAACAAGCAAAUCGGGUGCAGAAAUCUUGAUAAAGACUCAGAAAGAGAAAGGAGUCUCUGGAGAUUCAGAUGUUAGGUGUUUGAGAUCCAAAAAAACGAAAGUCACUUUGGACAGUGAACCUAAGCCAAGAGUAACUAGAGGUGCCAAGAAAGAUGCAAAAACUCCAAAGAAGACCCAGAUACUGCAUGGGGUGUGUUUUCCAGGGGUCCAUCCUACAAGUGUGCAGGAGGAGCAAGCCUCUCAUCUGGAUGAAGACAUUGUAUACACCAAGAAAUUAAGAACAAGAAGUCGUCAGAAAAAUGAAACUAUGUAGCAAAAACAUUUAAGAAGGAAAACUAAGUUUGGCUUAGUGAUAAGCUCCAGUGUGAUUUUUUCACCUCCAGUGUAAAUAAUACUGCCUGUGUUUAAGGAAGGAAGAAGCUUUGAGCUUUCCUGGUGAUACUCUCUUCAAACUCCAAUGGAGAUCAUGAAGGUGAUCACCAGGGGUCUCUGAGCAAUAACAGUUUAAAUGUUUGGAGUGAGCAGACAGAAAUGUAGCCCUCUGUCCUACCCAAUAAAUUGCUGUGACAUUCA
Messenger RNA from Apodemus sylvaticus (European woodmouse), 11594 nucleotides. RefSeq names its product marker of proliferation Ki-67 (gene Mki67). NCBI's taxonomy places the organism in Eukaryota, Metazoa, Chordata, Mammalia, Rodentia, Muridae. Gene Ontology annotation, molecular function: protein binding. Gene Ontology annotation, biological process: regulation of mitotic nuclear division; regulation of chromosome segregation. Gene Ontology annotation, cellular component: nucleus; chromosome. The record is from RefSeq and is a predicted model, not a curated record. Bases 244 to 11334 code for a protein of 3696 amino acids. The transcript is spliced from 15 exons.